Messenger RNA from Chrysochloris asiatica (Cape golden mole), 465 nucleotides. RefSeq names its product hematological and neurological expressed 1 (gene JPT1). The coding region runs from base 1 to 465 and encodes 154 amino acids. The transcript is spliced from 5 exons. Gene Ontology annotation, cellular component: nucleus. NCBI's taxonomy places the organism in Eukaryota, Metazoa, Chordata, Mammalia, Afrosoricida, Chrysochloridae. The record is from RefSeq and is a predicted model, not a curated record.
AUGACCACCACAACCACCUUCAAGGGCGUCGACCCCAACAGCAGGAACAGCUCUCGGGUUUUGCGGCCUCCGGGUGGUGGCUCCAAUUUCUCAUUAGGCUUUGAUGAACCAGCAGAACAACCUGUGAGGAGGAACAAAAUGGCCUCCGACAUCUUUGGGACAUCUGAAGAAAAUCCCCCUUCUUGGACCAAGUCUACAGGUGCCAAGUCUAGUGGAGGUAGGGAAGAUUCUGAGUCACCUUUGCCCCAGACAAGGAACUCUUCUGAAGUAAACUCUGGAGACUUUUUAGAUCUGAAGGGAGAAGGUGAUAUUCACGAAAACGUGGACACAGAGCUGCCUGCCAGUCUGGGGCAGAAUGAGGAGAAGCCCGUGCCUGCUGCUCCUGUGCCCAGCCCGGUCGCCCCGGCCCCCGUACCGUCCAGGAGAAACCCUCCAGGCGGCAAGUCCAGCCUAGUCCUGGGUUAA